Messenger RNA from Anthostomella pinea, 1308 nucleotides. The record is from the annotation of a GenBank genome assembly. NCBI's taxonomy places the organism in Eukaryota, Fungi, Ascomycota, Sordariomycetes, Xylariales, Xylariaceae.
AUGUCUUUCUUUUCAAACAUCAAGCGAUUCCACCACAACAAUGUCGCCACGCUGCGCAGCUCACCGCUGGCCGAGAUCUCGGGCGCGCUCGGCGAUCUCGGGACCCUGCUGCCGCUGAUGAUCACGCUCGCCGUCAACGGCUCCAUCUCGCUGUCGACGACACUGGUGUUUUCCGGCUUCUUCAACCUCGUCACGGGUGUGGUAUUCGGCAUUCCGCUGCCUGUGCAACCUAUGAAGGCCAUCGCAGCAGCAGCCAUCGCCUCACGUGCCUCGGAGCGAGAGACUAUGGCCGCUGGUAGCGUGACCUCUGUCAUCGUGCUCGUGCUCAGCAUAACGGGGCUACUACACUGGGUGACGCGAGUAAUCCCAAUCCCAGUAAUAAAGGGAAUCCAGUUCGGCGCCGGCCUAUCCCUCAUCAUCUCCGCGGGCACAUCGCUGCUACAGCCGCUGACGCACUCCUGGAGCGUCCCGCUCGACAACCUGGGCUGGUCGCUUGGGGCUUUCCUGCUGCUCAUCCUGACUCAGAAAGCCGCGCGCUUCCCCUACGCACUCAUCGUCUUUGUGGUCGGGUUGAUUCUGGCUUUCGUGUUCGUGGCUACGAGUGACGGUCCUCAGAUGCCCUACUUUCGCGUCUGGCAACCCUUUGUUCGCCUUCCCUGGUGGAGCGCCGACGCCGUCGGCAUGGGCAUUGCGCAGCUCCCGCUCACGACGCUGAACUCGGUCAUCGCCGCGGGUGCGCUGGCAUCAGAUCUGCUGCCGGAUAUUCCCGCGCCGAGCGUCACGGCUCUUGGGCUAAGCGUCGCUGUUAUGAACCUGUUUGGCUGCUGGUUCGGGGCCAUGCCCGUGUGUCAUGGAGCCGGCGGGCUGGCGGCGCAGUAUCGGUUUGGAGCCCGGAGCGGGGCUAGUAUCAUCAUGCUGGGCUUGUUCAAGGUUGUUCUUGGCAUUGUCUUCGGCGAAACACUACUAGACCUGCUCCGGGGAUUCCCGAAGAGCCUGCUGGGUAUAAUGGUCAUAGCCGCUGGCUUGGAACUGGCAAAGGUGGGACAGAGCCUCAAUAACGGCGCCUCGGACCUGUGGGAGUCCUCGGUCGAGCAUAGCAAGCGUCAUCGGGAUGUCUCGGACGGGGAGAGAUCGGAGCGCUGGACCGUCAUGCUUAUGACGACCGCGGGGAUCUUGGCUUUCAAGAAUGAUGCUGUGGGCUUUGUGGCCGGCAUGCUAUGUCAUUACACGUACAAGCUGGUCGAGUGGGCUGAGAACAGAAGGCGUGGUGGGCGUGGACUAGGGGAUAGGGAGCCGUUGUUGCGUUAG